ACCAAAAGGCAUUUCCAACUGUUACACUUUAUGCCAAAUGGCACUUUAGAAAGCUAACCUCUUCCAGGUAAUUAAGUGGAACAACACCUGCUAGCUCUCCCAGGGGAUCCAUCACUAAGGUAGGUAGAAGGUUGUAAACAAAGGUUCCUCCAGGUGUACCUGAUCUCUGUGGGUAAAAUUCUGAAGAAAAAAAAAAAAAAGGUACAAACAGGUUCUGAUGAACACUCCUCACUCUGCAGUCCAGGCUGCAAGGACCAUCGCCACAGGUAGGUAAGCCGUUCAUGCCGCUUUGCCAGCGCGCUCAAACACUUCAUUUUAGCAGCAUGCAAAAGAAACAGCAAUGUGGCUGAGGGGCUGUCCAAUGCUUCGCUGUCAUGCAGUACAAAGGUGUGCUCGAGGAGGUUUGAGCAGAGCAGCUGCUGACAGGCUCAAGCUGGUAGGUAACAGGAAGCCAGGAUGGCUGUGCUGGGAAUGACUGAGGCUCUGGACGUGGGAGCACUGCGUGGACCCAACGCUCACAGUUUGCAGCCUCAGUCCAACACAGUAAGGGUGUUCAUCAGCUCAACGUUUUCAGAUUUUGCCAGUGAAAGGAAUGCGUUUUGGGACAAGACUUAUUCUGAGUUACAAGACUACUGUCAGAGUCUUGGCCUAGUCCUUGAGGUUGUAGACUUUAGAUGGGGUUUGAGCAGUUCCAUCACUCUGGAUCACAUGACAACUGAGCUGUGCUUGCGGGAAAUACAGUUGUGUCACAAAGUAUCAGCCGGCCCUAGUUUCAUUGCUUUAGUAGGAAAUCAGUAUGGUCAGCGGUCUAUCCCUCAUUCUAUACCAGAGAAUGAAUUUGAGCUACUACUCAGUAAACUUUCCGAGGACCAAGAGGGCUUGACUCUUUUUAAGCGAUGGUUCAUCAAAGACAACAACUCAGUACCUCCCCAAUAUGUCCUACAACCAAUCACCAAACACUUUCCUUGUUACGAUGACCCCGAGUCAGGGCCGCAGCAUGAAGCCGAGGUUGUGGCAUGGAAUCUAAUGGAGGCUCGCCUGUUGCAUUUAUUCCACACUGCAGCGCUGGAAGCUGAGAGGGCUGGGGACAUCAGUGCAGAACAGAAGCGCAAAUUCUUCAAGUCAUUGACGGAGCGGGAGAUGGAGCAGGGUUUUCUCAGUUCUCAGCAGGACAACUGUUCGGCAGUCAUCUUUGUGAGGGAACUGCCUCAGCUAAAGAAGAGUGAACAGCAGAAACACAGCAGUAAGUUCUUUGAUGUCACGGCUGAUGGCCUCCUGGACACUGAGGCACAGGAGCUCUUGAAUCUUCUCAAACACCGUAUUUACAACGCCCAUCCAAGCAACCUUGACCUCCACUCCAUAGAGCUUAGCAAGGGCGCGAUGGACAAGAGCCGCAAAGAGCACAAGGACUAUCUGGACAACUUCUGUGAACUGAUCGUAUCUCAGGUAAAGGGGAAGAUUGGCAGGCAAGCUGCUUCACCAACGGGUCCAGCGUGGCCCUGGCUUCAGCAAGAGCUCUCCCAUCAGGCAAAGCUGAGCGAGGAGAAGUGUGCCGUCUUCACCGGACGAGACAGCCUUCUUGGCAAGCUCUGCCUCAUGAUGUGGGAGUCCACAAACAUUCUCCACGCACCCCUCGUAGUGUACGGACCUCCAGGGAUGGGAAAGUCCGCUCUGCUGUGUAAGCUGGCACAGGAGAUGCGCUCUGUUCUAGAACCGCAGGCCGUGGUCGCGCCAAGACUGCUCGGUACAUCUCCGCUCAGCUCGGACGUGGACUCUCUCCUCAAGGGAGUGUGCAUCCAGGUCUGUGGCGCUUUUGGAUUGACUGCCCCCUGCCCACAGACUGCAAAUAGUCAUGCAAAAUUGGUUAGGUUUUUCCAUGCCAUGCUACAGAGGGUGUCGCAACAGGGGGAAACGCUCCUUCUUAUCUUGGAUGCCCUUGACAACCUAACACAGGCCAACAAUGGUCAUAAAUUGCACUGGUUACCCAAAGAAAUCCCCCCCAAUGUUCAUUUGGUAGUGUCUACCCUACAUAAAGGAACUGCUUUGGAGAGUUUGAGAGCACAUGUUAAUGAUGAUAAAUAUUUCUUUGAAGUGGAUCCGCUUACUUUCGAUCAAGGGCGGGACAUCGUUGACGCCUACAUGAAUGCAGCUGGGCGAAGACUCACCUCAGAGCAGGUGGACGUCAUACUCCACAGCUUCCACCAGAGCGGAAGUCCCCUGCAUCUGAAGUUGUUGCUGGAUAUGGCAAAGCAGUGGUCAUCCUAUACUGCUGCGUCUGACGUGCGCCUUGGCAGUUCCAUACGUGAAGUGAUAUUACAGUUCCUUCAGGCACUUGAGAUAAAGCACGGCAGACAGUUUGUUCGCUAUGCGCUGGGUUACAUCAGCUUAUCAAGAUGUGGCUUGUCAGAGGCAGAACUACGAGACGUCUUGUCUUUAGAUGGUGACGUUCUGGCAGAAGUGUACCAGAAGUGUCUUCCACCUAAUCCCACCAUUGUCCGCCUUCCCCCUCUCCUCUGGGCACGCCUUAGGCACGACCUGGGGGAGCAUCUGUUGGAGAGAUGGGAACAGGGCAUUAUUGUGUUACGGUUCUCCCUCAGCCAGUUUACUGAGGUGGUGAAAGAGAGGUAUCUUUCUGUGGAGCGGCGGGUUCAAAUGCAUACUGUUCUCAGUGAGUACUUCUCAGGUCAGUGGAGUCAGGGCCGACUCAAACCGAUACUUUUACCUUCGCUGGAGACACAACUGAAUGCUGACAGAAAGGUGCCCUCUCAGCCCAUGUGGUUCGCUGAAGGAACCGCCAAUCUCAGGAAGUUGCAAGAACUGCCCUAUCAUCUUGUACAUGCGGGAAAAUGGGAGGAGUUACGCCACUCCCUGCUAGGUAAUUUGGACUGGUUGUAUUGUAAGACUCUCAGCUGUGGAGUGGCCAGCGUAAUCCAAGACUUGUCACUCUGUGCCAGUGUCAUGGAAUGCCCUGAGAUUCAACUGAUACGGGACUGCUUUCUCCUGCUAAAGCCUACCUUAGACUUUAUUGAUGGGCUCAUGGACUCCUCCCUCCUGUUCACCGAGAUCUGUGUCAGGCUUCAGACUCUGACUCACGCAUACCCUUCCCUUAUUGGACGCUUGUGCUCUCAGUGCCAGGACUGGUUUGCUUCCUGUGCAGAUCCAGUGCUUGUUCCAAGGUGUAGCUUCAUGCAAGCCCCUGGUGGGCCUUUAAAGUGCACCCUCAGUGGAUUUACAAAAGGAGUUACUACUGUAGGUCUUAGCUCCAAGAGAGACUUACUGAUCGCAGGUUCUGAGGAUGGAGUGUUGAUUGCAUGGGACUUAAAGCAUCUUGAGGUGCUUCAUACACUAGUAGGACACACAGGGGCGGUGCAAUCUGUGAAGCUAACAAACAGAGGAGAUCACUGUUUGUCUACUGGACUCGAUGGCUGUCUUAGAAAAUGGAGUUUGCUCAGUGGCAAACAGCUGUUCUGUAUUCAGGUUACGGUCUUGGCCGAAGCCAGACCUGCUGAACAAAUCCAUGUGCUUGAAUCCCGAGCAGUGGUGCUUUCCAACACACAGGGAGGGAUCAAAGCUUGGCAUUUAGACACUGGAGAGCUGCUUUAUGAAGUGAGUGGGGAAGGAGACCGUUUGAUCCUUGGUGUGGUGGGCGAGGACGUGGCAGUCAUGUCCACUGAUGGCCGAUUCUGGCUGCAUGACUGCUGCACUGGUCUGCAGAAAUCCCACACGCUGCUGAGCUCUGCUCAUGGCUUCACUCUAACCAGUGUCCUCACACUUGCAAGACAUGAAAAGCUCCUCCUGGCAAUUCAGCAGUGCUCUGUGAUCUUGGUUACAGCCGCUGGCCAGCUGGCUGACGUUGAGCUGCCUGCUCCGGCUUCAUUCAUGUGUACCUCUGAUGAUGAGAGUGUGCUCUUUGCUGGCUGUGAGAGAACGCUGGCUGUGCUCAGUGUGAGUCCAACCUCUCUACACAGGACCCAAGACCUACAGCAUGAUUCCACAGUCUUAUCAGCCUUUUCUUACAGUUGUGGCAACAAAGUCAUCACUGGCUCUCAGGAUCAGAUCAUACGGGUUUGGGGUUUAAUCACUGGACAGAUGCUGGAUUCCAUCAGUGGUAUGGGCUCUCCUGUCAGCUUUUUGUCUGUGUACGAUGGCACCAUCAUCUCUGCUUCCACUAGCUCUCCCUGCCUCAAACUGUGGCAACUGGACUAUGAUCCCAAGCACAAAAGUCAGACCUGUAUUCCUGCCAAUUGCUCAAGGGUGGUCAUAUCCAAAGAUGGCAACACCGUACAUCUUGUUAGAGAAGAAGACAGAACAAAAGUGCUCACAUGGAGCUCUAAUGAAGGCCUUUCCCGUUACUUCAUGGAAGUGUCCUCUGAGGUUUGCUGUCUGGAACUGGCCCAGCACAAGCAGUUGCUCUUCUGUGGCCUGCGGACCGGCACGGUCCUCAUCUACCCCUUGGCCUUCCCAGAGGAAACCCUGUGCCUCCCCCCUCCGGAGAGCCUUCCGGCGGUACGCGGCAUGGCCAUCAGCCCCCUCGAGGACCGAAUUGCUGUGGCCCACGAGGACGUGGUGCACCUGUUCGAGAUCCACGGCCAGACAGCUUUCCCCUGUGUGGAAGGCCCUUUCCACAGCUACUCACUCACCCUGCUGCACUCGCCGGUGUCCGCCGUGGUUCUGCUGUCCGACAGCCGUCUCCUCUAUGGCACACUCGGUGUGAGGUGCAUCUAUGACUUCAAAAGUGCCUCGGCAGCCGAGCUUGAUCACCACGGAGCUGCUAUUACCUGCAUCGCCCUGAGCAACUGGGACACACAUGCGCUGAUUGGUUCUCAGGACUGUGUCAGAAGCUUUGGAGUUUGAAUCCCUUGUGCUGGACCAUACAUGGAGUACAAGGACUUCUAUUUUGAGGGCGUUCUAUGUGCAGCUUUCUCUGUAAAUGAUAAGUAUGUGUUCACUGGAUCUCGAGACAAAACCAUCAAAGUGUGGGACGUUGCUACAGGAUGUUUAUUAUAUAUCCAGUAUGUGUAUGCCACGAUCAUGAAAAUCACCCCCUAUAAGGACGGCUUUGUAGCCAUCUCACAGCAUGGGUCUUAUAUUAAGGAGGGCUUCCGUUGUCCUGACAGUCUGUCACCAAGCUACAACCCGCUCCGGAACUUCAGGGCACAUUAUCGUGUGACUUCACGUGAAAAGGUCCUUGAGCGACCCCACUCCUAUCUCAAAGGAGUCCAUGAUUAUAAUCCGGCACAGUUUAACUUUAUGAACAUGCUCAAGAUGAAACAAUCCAACACAUGUGUCCUGCUAUGAGAAAUAUGUGCAUGGGGU
Messenger RNA from Electrophorus electricus (electric eel), 5316 nucleotides. RefSeq names its product NACHT and WD repeat domain containing 1 (gene nwd1). Gene Ontology annotation, molecular function: protein binding. The record is from RefSeq and is a predicted model, not a curated record. Lineage: Eukaryota; Metazoa; Chordata; Actinopteri; Gymnotiformes; Gymnotidae.